AAAUAAAAAAGAUGGAAUUUGCAACUUAUUCUCAAAGGCUUGAGACUAAAACCCAUUUGAUAGCUGAAUAUGAAGCAUUUAAAGAACAAGAACAGAUGCCAACUGACAUAGUACAAAUGAAUAAUUGUUUUGAAGAGAAAGAAAAUGUGUUAUUAGCUGCAAUAUACGAACCUAUUCAAGAAUCUGAUACUAACAAUGAAAUUCAGGCUUAUCUCGCAUUACCAAGGAUUCCAAGUAACUAA
Molecule: messenger RNA, 242 nt
Organism: Racocetra persica
Lineage: Eukaryota; Fungi; Glomeromycota; Glomeromycetes; Diversisporales; Gigasporaceae
Source: the annotation of a GenBank genome assembly